Molecule: messenger RNA, 2850 nt
Organism: Prorocentrum cordatum
Lineage: Eukaryota; Dinophyceae; Prorocentrales; Prorocentraceae
Source: the annotation of a GenBank genome assembly
AGCCGGUCUGUGGCUCCGUUUUUGCUGUCCUGGUGCUGAGCAGCCAGCGCUGCUAGGGACCAUGCUUCCCGUCUGGGUGACAAGCUCCCUCUAUCAACAUCGACAUCUUGAGUGCAUCUCGGGGGCUGGGGAGGUAGGUGCGGGCUAGGUGUCAGCCGAAUCUCGACCUUGCCGUCAGCUACUUGCGCGGAGCCAGCGUAUGGCGCCAAUCGAAAGGAACAAGCCGAGGCCCAACUGGUCGAGAUUUAACAAGGGGAUCGCGUCUCGCGCAGCAGCAGCGAUCAAUACGUACGGGGAUACAAGGCAGUUGAGUGCAGCAUUGGGCGUGCUUCAAGAUGUUUCGCGGAAGAGCACGGGACUUAGCACGGUCUUGUACACGGUCACAAUCAACGUGUGCCGGAAGUGCGGUCAGUGGCAGCAGGCCGUGUCAUUGCUCAGCGAGUUGAUAGAGGUGGAGCUGGAGCCCGACGCGGUCUGUUACAAUGCUGCCAUAAGCGCGUGUGAAAAAGGCGGGCAUUGGCAGCAGGCGCUGUCACUGCUCAGCGAUCUAUGCAACGCAAGUUUGGAAGCGGACGUGGUCAGCUACAGUGCCGGAAUCAGCGCGUGUGCGAACUGCGGGCAGUGGCAGCAGGCGCUUCUAUUACUCGACGAGCUGCUUGGAGCCAACCUAGAUGCCGACUUGAUUAGUUUCGCUGCAGGAAUCAGCGCGUGCGAGAGAGGCGGACAGUGGCAGCAUGCAUUGUUCUUGUUUAGCGAGUCGUUGGAAGCGAGACUGAAACCGAAUGUUAUCAGCUACAGUGCCGCAAUCAGCGCGUGCGAAAAAGGCGCCCAGUGGCAACACGCGUUGUCUUUACUGAACGAGUUGUGGAAUGCGAGGUUGGAAGCCGACACGAUCAGCUGCAGUGCUUGCAUCAGCGCGUGCGACAGUAGCGGGCAGUGGCAACAUGCCAUAGCGUUGUCGAAGCGUUUGCUGGAGUCAACGUUGGAGCCGACAGUUAUCAGCUACAGUGUCGGAAUUAGCGCGUGCGAGAGCGGUGGACAAUGGCAGCAAGCAUUGUUGUUUCUCAGGGGGUUGUGCAAUGCGAACCUCGAGGCUGACCUAAUCAGCUAUGUUGCGGGAGUAAGUGCGUGUAAUUGGUGUGGGCAGUGGCAACAUGCAUUGAACGUGUUCGACGAGUUAUUGCGAUCGAGGUUGCCGAUGAACACUGCUGGCUACAGUGCUGGCAUCAGCGCGUGUGAGAAAGGUGGCCAGUGGCAGCAGGCGUUGUCAUUGCUCAGACAGCUGUUGGAAGUAAACCUGCAGGCGGAUGUGGUGAGCUAUAGUGCUGGCAUCAGCUCGUGCGGGAAAAGCGGGCAGUGGAAGCGGGCGCUGUCGCUGCUCAGCGAGCUGUGCGAAAGGAAUCUGGAGGCGGAUGCAGCCAGCUACAGCGCUGUAAUCAGCGCGUGCGAGAAGGGUAGGCAGUGGCAGCAGGCACUGUCAUUACUGAGACAGAUGUUGGAGGUGAGUUUCGAACCAACCGCCAUGAGCUACAACGCUGGAAUCAGCGCGUGCGAGAAAUCCUGGCAGUGGCAGCGCGCACUGUCGCUGUUGAGGGAGCUGAGGGCAGCAAGAGUUGAGCCAACCCUAUCCAUCAGCUACAACGCUGGGAUCAGCGCGUGCGAGAAAGGUGGGCAGUGGCAGCAGGCAUUGUCGUUGCUUUGUGAGGUGUGGCUAGCGAGAGUUCAUCCAGAUGUCAUCACGUACAACGCAGGAAUCAGCGCAUGUGCGAAGAGCGGGCAAUGGCAGCUAGCGAUGUCGCUGCUGCAGGGGAUGCGUGAAACAAAGGUGGAAUUGGACUUGAUCAGCUACAACGCUGGAAUCAGUGCGUCUGAGAAGUGCGGGCAGUGGCAGCGCGCACUGUCGCUGCUCUGCGAAAUGCGGGAUGUAAGGCUGGAGCCGGACGCGAUCACCUACAAUGUUGGACUGAGCGCGUGCGAGAAAGGCGGUCAAUGGCCUCUGGCGUUGUCGUUGCUACGGGCGUCAUGGGAUGCACAGCUCGUGCCAACAGUCAGCAGCUACAGCAGCGGGGUUCGCUCGUUCGAGGUAGCUGGUCUCUGGCAGCAGGCGCUGUCGCUGCUGUGGGAGCUGAGGGGAGCCAAUUUAGAAUUGAAUGUCGAUUGUUACAACGCUGGCCUAAGCGCAUGUGCGAAGGGUGGGCAGUGGCAGUUGGCAUGGUCGCUGCUGUGCCAACUGAGGGAGUUGGCGUUGAAGCCAAGCGCCAGCAGCUACAACGCUGGAGUCAGCGUGUGCCAGGCUAGCAGAGAGUGGCAGGACAUGCUGGCGUCUGUCGGCGAGUUCUAGUCGGCUAAGCUAGCUCGUGCCAUUUUGAGACGGUGCCAGUAUCCAGCGCGUGCGAGUUCACGGGCAACGGCAGUCGUUUCAGUUACCCCUCUUGAGCUGUGGAGGACGCAUGCGAAACCAGCCGUCUUGGUUAUCCCAUCGCGAUGUCAUGUGUGUGGAGCCUCGGGCCAGUCGUCUUCCAGGAGCACGCGGCGUUCAAGCUGUCGCUUUCGGGCGGCCGACGUCGGACGCCCAGCCUCGACAUCGCGGAGUUCUCGGCCGUUGGUGCCCUGUCAGCGCCUGGCGUUCGGGCGGGCGCAGUGGUCAUGGAUCUCCUUAAGCGCCGCUGCCGGAGAACAGAGCGCCCCGCGUUCCACUGGCCAUGCCAGGCGGGGCCAGCCGACGGUGACGCGUCGACUUGGCCACCCUUGCGGCAGGCCGCCUCGGCGAUCGGCGGUCUCGGGCAGGUGCCGCGGGUGCUGGGUGGCGAGCCGCACGCGAUCGCACGCCUUCCGGUGCCGAACAGUGGG